UUUUAUACAUCAAAUAUGUUUUUAAUUAAAAAUAAAAACAGUAUUUUACUUGCAACAAGUGGAGCAAGAUCAAAUAUUUUAAAUAUGUCAACAAAUUUUGUUGCUAAAUCUAUGAUUGUUAAAAAAGAAGAAGUUGUUAGAUUCAUCAAAGAUUGUAUGAUAAAAGCUGGUGCAAAUAAUGAUGAUUCAAUAAUUGUUGCUGAUCAUUUAAUGACUGCUGAUUAUCGUGGACAUUUUAGUCAUGGAAUGAAUAGAGUACCAAUGUAUGUUACAGAUAUACAAAAAAAAUUAACAGAUCCAAUUGCUAGACCGCAAAUCAUCAAUGACUAUCAGGCAAUUGCAUUGGUUGAUGGACAAAAUGGUUUAGGUCAAGUUAUUGGUAAAUACUCAAUGGAAUUGGCAAUUGAUAAAGCUAACAAAUUUGGCAUUGGAAUGGUAUCAACACGUGGAUCAAAUCAUUAUGGUAUAUGUGGUUAUUACACAUUAAUGGCAGCAAAUGAGGGUCUAAUUGGUUUUAGCUGUACAAACACAAGCCCACUUCAAGUACCAACAAGAAGUUGUGAAUCAGCACUUGGUACAAAUCCAUUAUCAAUUGCAAUGAAAAGUAAUAAUGAUGAAUUUGUAUUGGACAUGGCAACAACAGCUGUUGCAUUAGGAAAAAUUGAAAUAGCAUCAAGAAAGAAUGAAAUACCAGAUGGUUGGGCAUUUGAUAAAAUUGGUAACAUGACAAAUGAUGCAAAUGAAGCAUUAGAAAGUGCUAGAUUAUUACCACUUGGUGGUAUUGAAAAUAAUUCUGGUUACAAAGGUUAUGGUCUUGCGGUUAUGGUUGAAAUUUUAUGUGGUAUAAUUAGUGGUAGUAAAUUUGGACCAAAUAUACGUAAUUGGAAAACUUCAGAUGGUAUUGCUGAUCUUGGUCAUUGUUUUAUUGCAAUAAAUCCAAAUGUAUUUUGUCCAGGUUCACAUGAUAGAAUGAAUAAACUUCUAGAUCAACUUCGAGGUAUGCCAACAAAUUCAAAUGAACGUGUUAUGGUUGCUGGUGAUCCAGAAAACGCAUCAAUUAAACAUGUUGAUCAAGUUGGAGGUAUUACAUAUCAUGAAAAUCAAAUUAAAGCUUGUAAUGAAUUGGCUGAGACACUUGGUGUCAUGAAACUUCAAUUGAAUCAAAUUUAAAUUUAUUAUUUUACUAUCUAAUUUGUUUUUUUUUUUUUUUUUUGUAAUUUAACAAUUGAAUGAACAAUAAAUUAUUGAUCAAUUAAAAAUAUAUUUUCCAAUUGAUUAGCUUGAUAUGAUUGAUAGAUUUUAACACGUCAAUGAUUAUUUUUUAUUGAUGAUGAUGAUGAUUUUGUGGUAAUUAAAAAUGCAGCAAUAAAUUUUACGCAAUGUAUUUUGUUAGCCUUGAUUUUAUCUUUUUUCAUUUAUGAUCUUAUUAUUUUUUAAUCUCAAAGAGAAAUAUUUAAAUAAUAAUUUUAAGGAUUUCAUUUUUUUUUGUUUGGUCAUUGAUAAUGUAAUGGUAAACAAGUGGGUGAUAGAGGGUGGAUGACAUUUAGCCUUGUAAAUACAUGACAAACAAACUGGUCAAAGAGUUAUCAUCAUUUAGCCUUC
This is a messenger RNA of Aphidius gifuensis, 1602 nucleotides long. RefSeq lists its product as uncharacterized. Gene Ontology annotation, molecular function: oxidoreductase activity. NCBI's taxonomy places the organism in Eukaryota, Metazoa, Arthropoda, Insecta, Hymenoptera, Braconidae. The record is from RefSeq and is a predicted model, not a curated record.